This is a messenger RNA of Acinonyx jubatus (cheetah), 1667 nucleotides long. It is a transcript of the gene EN2, whose product is annotated as engrailed homeobox 2. NCBI's taxonomy places the organism in Eukaryota, Metazoa, Chordata, Mammalia, Carnivora, Felidae. Gene Ontology annotation, biological process: neuron differentiation; regulation of transcription by RNA polymerase II; multicellular organism development. Gene Ontology annotation, molecular function: RNA polymerase II cis-regulatory region sequence-specific DNA binding; DNA-binding transcription factor activity, RNA polymerase II-specific. Gene Ontology annotation, cellular component: nucleus. Bases 1 to 1014 code for a protein of 337 amino acids. The transcript has 2 exons. The record is from RefSeq and is a predicted model, not a curated record.
AUGGAGGAGAAUGACCCCAAGCCCAUCGAAGCGGCGGCGGCGGCGGCGGAGGGGCAGCGGCAGCCGGAAUCCAGCCCCGGCGGCGGCUCCGGUGGUGGCGGCGGCGGCGGCGGUGGCAGCCCGGGCGACGCGGACACUGGCCGCCGGCGGGCUCUGAUGCUGCCCGCGGUCCUGCAGGCGCCGGGCAACCACCAGCACCCGCACCGCAUCACCAACUUCUUCAUCGACAACAUCCUGCGGCCCGAGUUCGGCCGCAGAAAGGACGCGGGGACGUGCUGUGCCGGCGCGGGAGGAGGAAGAGGCGGUGGAGCCGGCGGCGAAGGCGGCGCGGGCGGCGCGGAAGGAGGAGGCGGUGGCGCGGGCGGCGCCGAGCAGCUCCUGGGGUCGGGCCGGGAGGCCCGGCAGAACGCGCCAGGGGCGCCCGGGGCGGGCGGGCCGCUUCCCGGCGGCGGCGGCGACUCUCCGGGCGACGGGGAAGGCGGCUCCAAGGCGCUCUCGCUGCACGGCGGCGCCAAGAAAGGCGGCGACGCCGGGGGCCCCCUGGACGGGGCGCUCAAGGCCCGCGGCUUGGGCGGCGGCGACCUGUCGGUGAGCUCGGACUCGGACAGCUCGCAGGCCAGCGCCAACCUGGGCGCGCAGCCCAUGCUUUGGCCGGCCUGGGUCUACUGCACGCGCUACUCCGACCGGCCGUCUUCAGGUCCCAGGUCUCGCAAACCAAAGAAGAAGAACCCCAACAAAGAGGACAAGAGGCCGCGCACGGCCUUCACGGCCGAGCAGCUGCAGAGGCUCAAGGCCGAGUUCCAGACCAACAGGUACCUGACGGAGCAGCGACGCCAGAGCCUGGCGCAGGAGCUCAGCCUCAACGAGUCGCAGAUCAAGAUUUGGUUCCAGAACAAGCGCGCCAAGAUCAAGAAGGCCACGGGCAACAAGAACACGCUGGCCGUGCACCUCAUGGCACAGGGCCUGUACAACCACUCGACCACGGCCAAGGAGGGCAAGUCGGACAGCGAGUAGGGUGGGCGGGCGCGAGUCCAGUCUCAGUCCACGCUAAACAAUGCAAUAAUUUAAAAUCAUAAAGGGCCAGUGUAUAAAGAUUAUACCAGCAUUAAUAGUGAAAAUAUUGUGUAUUCGCUACGGUUCUGCAAUAUUCUAUGUAUAUAUAAUUUACAGGUGGUGUAAAAUCCAAAAUAUCUGACUAUAAAAUAUUUUUUUGAGUUUUUCUGUGUUUAUGAGAUUAUGCUAAUUUUAUGAUUUUUUUUUUUUUUGCGAAGGGGGGCUGCUUAGGGUUUCAUCUUUUUUAAUCCCCUAAGCUCCAUGGUGGGACAUCGGACACUUUUAUUUUUUAAUUUCAGAAGAAGAAAAAAAAAAUUAAAACAACUUGCUAAAGUCCAAAGAUUUUUAUUGCUGCAUUUCACACGACUGUGAACCGAAUAAAUAGCUCCUACUUGGUCUGUGAGUUCUGCCACUUUGUUUGUGUGGGCUUGGUGAGGACAGCAGGAGGGUAUGUAGCCCCCCUUGCCCUGCCCCGGGCUGGGGGGAGCACAGGGGCCCCCCCGCAGGAGCGCCCUGGGAAGCGGGCCCUUGGUGAUGGGCAGCCCAGGCCCCAGCCUCACCAGGCUCCCCUCCUCCUGCCUUCCCUCCUUUUCCCCCUCCUCCUCUUCCUCCUC